CUGCUGCAAGGGUUUAUCUUGCAUGUUUCUUGAAAAACUAAAACAUGGCAUCUAAUAUUUUAUCUGCUAUUUUGACCACUACUAUGAUCCUUACAUCAGAUACAAUUAUGAUUGAUUUAUUAGCUUUCAGUAUCAUCAGGGCUGUGAUUGGCCAAAGUCUUGAGCUCGAUUCUUUUCAUCCCUGUAAACAGACCUUGGAGGAGAUGCGUGAUUUGAGAUCCUGUCAGACAAUUUCAUUAAUAAUAUGGUGCCCAGUUACUCCAAAAAUAUAUUGCAUACCCCCAAUUUAGCCAGGCAAAUAAACCAGGCGGAAAAACGCAAUAUGUUUAAGCUUUGAUCGAUAUAUAGAAACUACAUGUAUUUGUUUAGAAGAAAAUGCCUUGUAAGUAAGAGGCUGAAGGAGCUGAAGCAAGCUAAUUAAUAGGUUUUGCUUGGAAACUACACUUACAACUAACCUGCUGUUUGGUAGCACCAGCACUCUGCAUGGCACCACUGCAUUUGUGUGAAGGACCAAACUGAGAGCUGAUGUUUAUGUGGCUGCUUGAGAAACUGAAGGAUGAGAGUUAGAUCAUCGAUAGCAGUGGCUUCUGAUGAAAGCAUGCGUAAAGUUCCUAAUAUGGGACUCUGAGCUCAGUGACCACUGCUUUGCCGGCAUGUCAGUGACUUGAAAACGGCUGGUGUGACUGACCUGCUGCCUCAGUGCUCUGCUGUAAGUGCUUGAGCUUGUAAAUUGGAGUGGACAUAUGAUAAGGUGUUCACUCCCUCCCUCCCUGCUCUUAGAUAAAAUCAGUUAUUAGGCGCACUAAGGAGACUCCCAAUGUGCACCCCAUGUACCGAGAGGCUCACCUGCGCAGGAAGAUGGGACCCAUCAUUGUAAACAAGAACUCUUCCCAGGACCGUCUCAUAGAGGAGCUUCAGGGUAAGCUUGGGAUCGGCCGCUCAGAACGGCGGCGCAAACAGUCCGAUGAUUGGCUGACGGAGGGUGUCAUCAUCACGUCCAAACCUCAGCGAUAUCGUCCCGAUGGGGCGGCCAGUGAGGUCGACAAGGUUGGCUUCAGUGUGCUUGCCAGUUUCCACAAAUUCUCCUUUUGCAGUUGUUUCACUUUUGUUUUCCUUUUCUGCACAUUUCCUGUCUCCUUCCUUCCUUCUGUUUUUCCUCUUUUCUUCAGAUCAUAAUUCCCCCCGAGUCGCCUGUCCCUGUGAGGAAGGUGCUCCCACCUCCCUCUCCCCCUACCCCUCGUCGCCCCCUGUCAUAGAAGAACCUAAGCGACCCCUCCCAGUACAGCACCCCCCUGUCCCAAUACCACCCCCACCUCCUCCACCUCCUUCACCACCUCCACAACGUACCCACCACAUUCACGAACCAGUUCCCGCUCCACCUCGGCAGUUCAUAAAACCCUCACCUCCACCGGCUCCAGUCCAGAACCCUUCUACACCUAAACCAGAGCCGCCUCUUCCUGUCCUAAAAACCCCAACCCAGCCACCAACAGUGGACUCGGUUCCCCCAGUUGCACCCAAAGUCCUGGUCUCUGUAGGCUGCCAAACUGAGUAUGACCCCAUCUUCCCUCCAAUGCAGAUUAUGGCCCAAGGGAAGGGUGGUGUCUCCGGUGGGCCCCCGACACAGGUCAACAAGCUGGACAACAUGCUUGGCAGCCUGCAGUCUGACCUCAACAAACUGGGCGUGCAGACAGUAGCUAAAGGAGUUUGCGGAGCCUGCUGUAAGCCGAUUGUGGGACAGGUGGUGACCGCCAUGGGCCGCACAUGGCACCCCGAACACUUUGUGUGCACACACUGUCAAGAGGAAAUCGGCUCCAGGAACUUUUUUGAACGUGAAGGACAGCCCUACUGUGAGAAAGAUUACCACAAUCUGUUCUCUCCGCGGUGCUACUACUGCAACGGGCCCAUCCUGGAUAAAGUUGUGACGGCGCUGGAUAGGACAUGGCAUCCCGAACACUUCUUCUGCGCUCAGUGUGGCUCUUUCUUUGGCCCUGAGGGUUUUCAUGAAAAGGAUGGAAAGGCCUACUGCAGGAAAGAUUACUUUGACAUGUUUGCACCGAAAUGCGGCGGCUGUGCCAGAGCCAUUCUGGAAAAUUACAUCUCAGCUCUGAACUGUCUUUGGCAUCCCGAGUGUUUUGUUUGCAGGGAGUGCUUCACCCCGUUUGUGAAUGGAAGCUUUUUUGAGCAUGACGGCCAACCCUACUGUGAAGUGCACUACCACGAGCGUCGCGGCUCCCUCUGCUCCGGCUGCCAGAAGCCCAUCACGGGGCGCUGCAUCACAGCCAUGUCCAAGAAGUUUCACCCAGAGCAUUUUGUCUGUGCCUUCUGCCUGAAACAGCUCAACAAAGGCACCUUUAAAGAGCAAAACGAUAAACCCUACUGCCACGGCUGCUUCAUCAAGCUGUUCAGUUAGAGAGUUAGGGGGAAUGUUUAACACUGGCACACUUGGGUCAGGGCUAAAAUGAGAGUCUGAAGCAUUUCUAGCACAGGGAGAGUGAGAACGGGUUUAGUUUGUAUCACAGGAAGCUGUCUCUGGAUGAUGGCGUUGGAAGUGUGUAUGGGCUAAGUAUGUGCAUGUGGUUGAAGCGGUGUGCUGCUUCUGCCAGACUAAAUGUUUUUCAUGUCAUUCAGAUUUUUUUUUUUUUUUGAUUGACAGCAGUUUAUUUGUGAAGCUUUUUAUGUGUUGUGAGCGGGUGACUAUAUCGGAUGAGGGUGUAUUUGGUCUUUAAAGGAAAAUCCCCCCCCCCUCCAAAUCAGCAACUUUUCUCCCAGUCUACUUAGAUGUGCUGAAACAAACAGCUGUCUCUGUUUUGUUUUGUUUGUUUGUUUUGAGUGUGUGUGUGUGUGUGUGUGUGUGUGUGUGUGUGUGUGUGUAUGUAUGUGUGUAAUCCUCAAAUCAUUUUAUUUUUUAUCUUUUUAGAAGGUGAUAAAUUGUUACUAAGCACACUGAAACUCUGAUCUAUGAAACGCUCGGUGUGUGGUGAAGUUACUCACUGGUUGAGUGCGUCAUUUUAGAAAUCAAAUAAAAUGAACAUAUGGCAGGGAACAGGUGACCUGUUGUUUUUACACAAUAUAAACACUUUUUUUUUUUUUUUAAACAAAUGAUCAGGAUAAAAGGCUUUUUACUUUCUCCCUUCCCUAGUCUAAAGUCAGAUAAGGCACAUCUUUAUAUAACUGAUAAAGUUGUGUUUUAUGGUGAAAUGCAUCUUUAGUGUCCCUUGACCAAAAACCCCUUUCUAGUAUGUCAUAUUUUAAUUAAAGAUGCAUACUGUGUUACAAAGCAGUCAAGGGCAAACUGAGCAUGGAUUAAUAUUUGACUCAACAGUCACUGCGGUGUUCACUCUUCAUUACACGUGCUGCCAAAUCAUUCCUUUUGAUUCCUCUGAAUUAAAGCGAGUCUAAAAGCAGUUUGUUGGAUUUGCGUCACCUAAAGUGAAACUGCACAGAGAUAUUGGGAGUACGGUGUUUUUGCGCUACACUACCAUUACUGUUUCUGAGUACAUCCUGAGAAGUUUUUGUUGUUGUUUGUUGUACAUAUCCAAUGCAGCUACAUUGUAAGCAUGUACAUGUGUUUAAUAACCACUCGUUAAAAGAAGGAAAGGGCUGCUGGGAAGGCAUAGCGGAGAUAUUUGGAUGUCUUUGCUGAUAUUACUGUAUCGAGAAGCUGAUGAAUGUUUGUUUUUGAGAGAAUGCAAACCGUACACACAAUUUGCCUGUGAUAUUCCGAUAACUAUGCAACUGUGGAUUAACAGCUUUGUAUUUCAGCAUCAGCAUCUAUUUCUUAGGCUGUCUGUGCCAUUGUAUCAUGUCUAAUAACACUGGCAAAUUCAGCAAAAAAUACUGAGAGCAGGUCAAGAGUCCGCUGUUCUGUUUUCAUGUUAUUAGUCUGUGAGUUUGUAAAAAUGAGAGCCUGGUGGUCUGCUAGAAUAACUGGUAGGACUAGGAUGACUCGUCUCCCUCAGCGUCUGAGGAGCAUCUACUGUAUGACCACCAGGUUGGGGUUCUGUACAACGUUAUUCAUACACAGCAGACAGAUUUGGCCUUUUGUCUUGUUCAGGGAAUUCUAGAGCCUUAAUUCUUUCUUCUUUUUUUUUCUCACUGUAUUUAAGAUAUCCUGUAACAGUCAUCUUUUCAAAAUGACUUUCGUAGAGGUUAUUUAACCAAAGCCAUACCUUCUUUCAGUUUUUCUUGUCUGUUCACUUUGUUUUUUCUUUUCACUUUGAAUGUCAAUAGAUACAAAUAGUGAGAUUACUCUGUUCUAGCCUGAUUAUGCCAAUAAAUUCAGUUUUGGUAUCAAAA
This is a messenger RNA of Oreochromis niloticus (Nile tilapia), 4296 nucleotides long. It is a transcript of the gene pxnb, whose product is annotated as paxillin b. Gene Ontology annotation, biological process: transforming growth factor beta receptor signaling pathway; endothelial cell migration; substrate adhesion-dependent cell spreading. The transcript has 6 exons. The record is from RefSeq and is a predicted model, not a curated record. Bases 1022 to 2410 code for a protein of 462 amino acids. NCBI's taxonomy places the organism in Eukaryota, Metazoa, Chordata, Actinopteri, Cichliformes, Cichlidae.